This is a messenger RNA of Vicia villosa (hairy vetch), 1808 nucleotides long. RefSeq names its product inositol-tetrakisphosphate 1-kinase 4-like. The record is from RefSeq and is a predicted model, not a curated record. Gene Ontology annotation, molecular function: magnesium ion binding; inositol-1,3,4-trisphosphate 5-kinase activity; inositol-3,4,5,6-tetrakisphosphate 1-kinase activity. NCBI's taxonomy places the organism in Eukaryota, Viridiplantae, Streptophyta, Magnoliopsida, Fabales, Fabaceae. Gene Ontology annotation, biological process: inositol trisphosphate metabolic process. Gene Ontology annotation, cellular component: cytoplasm. The transcript has 10 exons. The coding region runs from base 217 to 1248 and encodes 343 amino acids.
UUCAAUUUUCAUUCAUUCUUUAAAAAAAACCCAAUCCACUCUUUUUCUUCUCUCUGCAACUGAAUAUUCCUUUUCUUCCCUAUAAAUUCAUCACAAAUUUCACACACAUUACACCAAUUUCACUAUCAAUUUACCCUUUCUCAAUUUCAAAUUCGAGAUUAAUCGGUUAAAAGAGGGAGAACAAGAUUUGAUCUUUGAAUCAGGGGUAUUUUCGGUAUGAGACUAAACGGAGAAUUUUCGAGCGGCGAAGAAGAAGAAGAAGUAAUGGAGAAAUCUGAGGUCGGUACGACGCCGUUUUUGGGACAGAAGAUUGUUGUUGGCUAUGCUUUAACGGCUAAGAAGAAGAAAAGCUUUCUUCAGCCCAAUUUCAUUUCUCUUGCAAGGAGCAAAGGCAUAUACUUUGUUUCCAUUGAUGUGAACAAGCCACUGCCAGAACAAGGUCCAUUUGAUAUUGUCUUGCAUAAGUUGUCGGGAGAGGAAUGGCGUGAUAUGAUCGAGGAUUUCAGGCAAAAACAUCCCGAUGUAAUUGUUCUUGAUCCCCCUGAUGCAAUUCAACAUUUACACAAUCGCCAAUCCAUGCUUCAAGAUGUGGUGGAUCUAAACUUAUCUGAGACCUACGGCAAGGUUGGCAUCCCAAGUCAGCUAGUCAUCACAAAAGACAAAGACUCGUCUACUAUCCCUUAUGAAGUCACCAAAGCUGGGUUGAAGUUGCCAUUAGUUGCGAAACCUUUAGUUGUGGAUGGCACUGCAAAGUCACAUGAACUAUAUCUUGCUUAUGAUGAGUUCUCUCUUUCAGAGCUUGAACCUCCUCUGGUUCUACAAGAGUUUGUGAAUCAUGGCGGUCUUCUCUUUAAAAUCUAUAUUGUUGGGGAAAGCAUAAAGGUUGUGAGGCGUUUCUCUCUUCCUAAUAUCAGUAAACGCGAGCUAUCAAAAGUCGCAGGUGUAUACCGAUUUCCCAGAGUUUCAUGUGCAGCAGCUUCUGCAGAUGAUGCUGAUCUAGAUCCUAGUAUUGCCGAACACCCACCAAGAUCUUUGUUGGAAAAGCUUGCAAAGGAGCUUCGACAUAGAUUGGGACUUCGUAUGUUCAACGUAGAUAUGAUUCGGGAAUACGGGACCAAGGAUGUUUUUUAUGUCAUUGACAUCAACUACUUUCCAGGGUUCGGAAAAAUGCCAAACUACGAGCCUGUAUUUACGGAUUUUCUACUAAACCUAGUGCAGAACAAGUGUAAGAAGAAACUUACUGCCUAAAGCCAGAAAAGCCAGAAAAGUUAGAAGGAAAGGUCGCGUUUAACAGAAUAUUUUCUGUUUUCUUUUCAGUUCUUGUUAAUUAAUACAAAAAUAUCAGUUUUUAUUUUAUUUCUUCAAAUAUUUUUAUGAAGGAAGUGACGAAGACAACAUUUCUGUGAUGUUUUCAUUGUUUUCUUUGCAAAUAUUUAAAGGAUAAGAAAUAAAAUAAAAAAGUGAUAUUUUUGAUUAGUAUUAACAAAAACAAGAAAUAAAAACAAUAAAGCAUUAUUUUUGCUAAAUAGAUGAUUAGAUUAGACAAAUGAAUAGAAUGUUGAUGAUUAGUGGCUUUCUUGAAAGUUGAAGAACAAAUCAAUAUACUGUUUAACAAGUUUGUCUACAAAUUGGCAUGGAAUGUCAAUGAAGCUUAGCUGCCAAAAUAUUCGAAAGGGUGGAAUGUGUUUUGUCUAAUCUCUAUGUAUAUCACUCGACCAAAAGUGCUUUUGUUGGGAGUUUUAUGCUUGUGCAGAUUAGUAGUUCAAAUUUUAUAUGGUAAAUAAGAAGAUUCAUGUUUCAUUUGAGAA